AUUGUCGGAACGGAACUGUAUAGAAAUUGUCACUAAACUGAUUGCGGAAAAACAGUUGGAAGUGGUGCACACACUUGAUGGAAAAGAGUAUGUCACUCCAGCACAGAUUAGUAAGGAGAUCCGGGAUGAGCUUCACGUUUGUGGUGGUCGAGUAAACAUUGUUGACUUACAACAGGUAAUAAAUGUGGACCUUCUGCACAUUGAAAACAGAGCUAAUGACAUCGUUAAAUCGGAAAAAAGUAUUCAGCUUGUGCUGGGACAGCUUAUAAAUGAGAGUUACCUGAAUCAAUUAGCAGAAGAAAUAAAUGAUAAACUGCAGGAAACUGGCCAAGUGACAAUAUCGGAACUCUGCAAGGCGUAUGACCUUCCGGGAGACUUCCUGAUACAGGCGUUAUCCAGGCGUUUGGGUAGAAUUAUUCACGGACAGCUAGACCAGGAAAACCGUGGGGUGAUUUUUACAGAAGCCUUUGUGUCCCGGCAUCGAGCACGCAUUCGUGGUCUCUUCACUGCAAUCACUCGGCCUACACCUGUAAGUAACUUGAUCACUCGGUAUGGAUUUCAAGAACAUUUGCUUUACUCUGUGCUAGAAGAACUUGUUAACACUGGUCGUCUAAAAGGCACCGUGGUUGGUGGGAGACAGGAUAAGGCUGUGUUUGUUCCAGACAUCUAUGCCAGAACACAGAGCAACUGGGUGGAUUCCUUUUUCAAGCAGAAUGGUUACUUGGAAUUUGAUGCGUUGUACAGACUUGGCAUCCCUGACCCAGCAGGCUACAUUAAAAAAAGAUACAAGUCUACACAACUCUUAUUUCUGAGAGCAGCUUGUGUUGGUCAAGAAAUUGUGGAUCAAGUUGAAGCUUCUGUAGAGGAAGCCAUCACCUCUGGAAACUGGAUAGAUGUAGCAACUCUUCUACCCAGUUCAUUGUCAAUAGAAGAUGUUGGGAUUUUGCUUCAGCAAGUGAUGAGAUCUUUAAAUAAAAAUUCUUCAGGUUUAGUCUUCAGUGACACUAUUGUGGUCAGUGAGAAAUUUCUAAGCAGCUGUGCUGAUCUGUUUUCUGAUAUGAUGCAACAGAAAGCUGAAAAGGAAAUGAAAAAUAACCCUGUUAAUUUAAUCACUGAAGAAGAUUUAAAACAGGCUUCUGGUUUAGAGAAUUCAUAUGCUAAUAAAAAAGACAAAAAGGAUGAAAGAAGAAAAAAAGCAACAGAGGGCAGUGGAAGCGUGAGAGGAGGAGGAGGUGGUAAUGCUAGAGAGAUCAAGAUUAAGAAAACCAAGAAGAAAGGAAGAAAGGAUGCUGACAGUGAUGAAGAGUCACAAACAACUAGCUCAGGUAGGAAUAAGCAGCCGGAGUUCCCUUUCAUGUCACAAGAGGAAAUUGAGGAUGUUUUAAAGACCCACAUGCAGGAUUGUCCUGAAGAGCUUAUUACAGAACUUGCUGAACAUCUAAUAAGACCUUUAACAAAAACUUAUCAGGAAGUUGUACGUUCUGUUUUUACGUCUUCAAUAUCUUCCGGUGGAGCUAGCAGAAGACAGACUAUGAAGGACUUGCAGGAGGAAUUCUCAAACUUGUACAACAACAUUCGGUUAUUUGAAAAAGGAACAAAGCAUUUCACAGAUGAGACUCAGACUAACCUUGCCAAGCACCUGUUGAAGACUGUCUGUACAGAUAUUACAAACCUUAUUUUCAACUUCCUAGCAUCUGAUUCUAUGAUGACAACAGAAAAUUACUCUACAAUCACAAGUGAGGGUCGGACCAAGAUUUUAGGUAAAUUGCCAGAAGACACCAAAGGUCCUUUAACUAAACUGCAUACUUCUCUGAAUGGCAAGAGUGUAGAAGAUUUUCUUUCAUGCCUUGAUUCUGCAGUGGAUAUUUGUGGUAUUAUGGUGAAAAAAGGAGACAAAAAGAAGGAAAGGCAAGUCCUGUUUCAGCAUAGACAAGCUCUGAUUGAACAGCUAAAAGUCACAGAAGAUCCAGCUCUUGUUCUGCACCUGACAUCAGUGCUGUUAUUUCAGUUUUCGACCCACUGUAUGCUUCAUGCACCAGGAAGAUCAGUACCACAGAUCAUUAAUUUCCUAAGUGGCAAGAUCCCAGAGGAUCAGCAUUCUCUGUUAGUCAAAUACCAGGGAUUAGUAGUGAAACAAUUGAUCAGCCAGACUAAGAAAACUGAACAGGGAGACUGUGACACAACAGAUAACCUGGAAGAGGAGGAAGGAUCAGAUACCAUUCGAAAAGAGCUCCAGGAAAUCACUACCUCUAUCAAGGAUCUUGUUCUCAGACCUAGGAAAUCUUCUGUAACAGAGGAAUGAAAUUAUUAUUCAGUGUAUCCACAUCCACGAUACAGUCAGAAUUUUUUUUUACCCUGAAGGGAAGGAUAGCAGAAAAUACUUGACAAGCUUUAAAAUUUGGCUUCUAACAAUUACAGAUCACAGCCAGGGGACACGGUUGUUUGGUGAUGGUAACAAAUGGAGUUUUGUUGUGUACUACUACAGUGUACGUGUAACACACAUUAAAUGUAGAUGCGACAGAGCACAGUUUCAGUCGUUUUGGGUAUGAAACGAGUGGGUUUUAAUUGGCAUCUUCAUGCGAGGUCUCAGGAAAUGCUUAU
Tauraco erythrolophus (red-crested turaco) is the source of this 2601-nucleotide messenger RNA. The record is from RefSeq and is a predicted model, not a curated record. NCBI's taxonomy places the organism in Eukaryota, Metazoa, Chordata, Aves, Musophagiformes, Musophagidae.